Messenger RNA from Beta vulgaris subsp. vulgaris (sugar beet), 1512 nucleotides. RefSeq lists its product as uncharacterized. The record is from RefSeq and is a predicted model, not a curated record. Lineage: Eukaryota; Viridiplantae; Streptophyta; Magnoliopsida; Caryophyllales; Amaranthaceae. The transcript has a single exon. The coding region runs from base 1 to 1512 and encodes 503 amino acids.
AUGUUAGUCUCGUGGAUCACUAAUACUAUUGAUCCCGAGGUAAGUUCGACCCUCUCUUAUUAUGAUAAUGCGAAAGUUUUGUGGGAUGAUCUUCAUGAACGUUACUCUGUCGUUAAUGGGACUAGAAUUCAUCAACUUAAAUCCAAUAUUAUUCGUUGUGAGCAAUCUAAAACUAUGCCUGUGGCCACUUAUUAUGGCAAAUUGAAGGUUUUAUGGGAUGAAUUAGCUUUGCAUGAACCUCCUCUUGUUUGUCAGUAUGGUGAUCUUGGUCCGGCCCUUCUUAAACGCCGCGACAGCGAUCACCUUCACCAAUUCCUUUUCGGUUUAUAUUCGGACUACUAUGGCACUAUUCGUUCCUCUAUAUUGUCCCAUGAUCCGCUACCUACACUUAAUAAAGCUUAUCAACAAAUUUCACAAGAGGAACGAGUUCGGGGGUUUACUCGGCUCAAGGAUGAAAAACCCGAUGUCCUCGGCUUCGCGGUGCGCACUGAUUCUCGCGCGGAGGGCCGUGGACGAGGGGGGGCGGGGUCAUCCUCUCGUCCGGAUAAAUCGGGUCUCAUUUGCUCUCAUUGUCAUAAAACGGGUCAUGACGACUCCACCUGUUUCUCUCUUCAUGGGACUCCUGAUUGGUGGUAUGAAAGAUAUGGCAACAAAGCUGAAAAUAAUUUUUCUCGUGGUCGUGGUCGCAACCCCACGCCACCUGCUUCUACUAGCCGCUGCCGCGGCCCUGUUCGUGCUAAUGCCACACCUACCGACCCACCUCCGGCUUCAGGUCCGAGCAGCUCGAUCCCCGCCAUCACCCCGGAACAAUGGCAGGCUUUGUUUGCUACUUUUGGUAACUCCUCUACUACUCUGACUAAUUGUCUCAGUGGUAAGUUUGAGCUUUCUUCAUGGAUUAUUGAUACUGGUUGCUCGCAUCAUGUUACGGGUGAUAUCUCUCAUCUACGUGAUAUUGUGUCUAUUGUUGAUUGUCUUGUUGGUCUCCCUAAUGGGGCUACAGUUCUUGCUACACGUUCUGGUACUGUUCAUUUGAGCGAUACACUUGUCUUACAUGAUGUAUUAUAUGUUCCCAAUCUGCAGUGUAAUUUGAUUUCUGUCACUCAACUUAGUGAUACGUUAUCUUGUUUUGUCACUUUUUCCACUAAUAUUUGUGCUAUUCAGGACCUUCAUUCGAGAGCGCUGAUUGGAACGGGUGAGAGACAAGAUGGACUAUAUUAUUUUCGGCAGCAUCAUUCGGCUCUCGCGGUAUCUGUUCCUAGCUCUGCGGCUUCGACUUUGGCUCUGUGGCACUCGCGAUUGGGGCAUCCUUUUGAGGCUGUGGUGAAGUUACUACCUUUUGUUUCUUCUUCUCCUCACUUAGACAAAGGAUGUAAUGUUUGUCAUAAAGCUAAGCAGCCUAAGUGUAGUUUUUCUGUGAGUGACACUAAAGCCUCUCGGAUUUUUGAGAUGGUUCAUUGUGAUUUGUGGGGUCCUUAUUCGAAACCUUCUUCUUGUGGUUCUCGGUAUUUUUGA